Rhizophagus irregularis DAOM 181602=DAOM 197198 is the source of this 555-nucleotide messenger RNA. Lineage: Eukaryota; Fungi; Glomeromycota; Glomeromycetes; Glomerales; Glomeraceae. The record is from RefSeq and is a predicted model, not a curated record.
GGUAAACGUGUGGCAUUUAUAUCUACCGGAGCGGUGAUGGCUAGAGCAUUAGUAGAAAAAGCAUCUAAGUUGUUUAAGUCUGAUAAUUCACCUGUUAGAGCCCUGGAGACGGGAAUAUCAUUCGAGGUUACAGGUCACUUUGAUAUAGUUAUAGCUAUUACAAACAUCGCCACUCCAGUUCAUGUUAAGGCUCUUGCACAAAUGCUUUAUCGAAUUCGUGACUGUCCUCGUCGUAUUGUUUCUUUGUUCUAUCAGAAAAAUUCUAAUGAGCUUUUUUACCCGCCAGGUCAUGAAAAUAUUUGGGCAGAACUUACUAGUGCUCGGCCUAAUAACUUACCUAUAGCAAUAAAGGGUCAUCGUGAAUGGAAUAAUAAUACCAUUUCUUAUAAAGUUGAUGAGUCUCCAGCUGUAAUAACUUUUAUUGAAGUUGAGCAUCAGAAACGUCUUUCUGCGAGAUAUUUUAUUGAGAAGCUUUGUAGUCUUAUAGUCAGUACCGGUGCUUCUCUCCAACUAAUAAAAAUGGAUGAGAGUUUGAGAAGUUAUAGGAAACCAUAA